Molecule: messenger RNA, 316 nt
Organism: Staurois parvus
Lineage: Eukaryota; Metazoa; Chordata; Amphibia; Anura; Ranidae
Source: the annotation of a GenBank genome assembly
AUGUAUGUGAAAUGGUUUGAUACAGUAAUGUUUUACUAUGUGAUUUUAGUGUAUUUAGUGAAUGUCACUGUUUGUCAUUUUCAAAUUUCCCGCCAGUUCCGUCCCCUGUACGUCCCGACGUCGCAGGGAACGGAACCCAGAAGACGGAUGCCGGUAUAGGCCAGGGGACAUUGCCGGGACGCUGCAGGAGGGACAUCGCGGGAGCGCAGGACAAGGUAAGAGAAGAACAGAUCCCGGAGCAAUGCUGCAGGGUAAGCCCGAGUGUAGCUCGGGGUUACCGCUUUUGCUACACUCGGGAAUACCACCAGGGAGGUUA